Messenger RNA from Calidris pugnax (ruff), 854 nucleotides. Its product is annotated as histone H1.10-like. Gene Ontology annotation, molecular function: structural constituent of chromatin; DNA binding. The record is from RefSeq and is a predicted model, not a curated record. Gene Ontology annotation, cellular component: nucleosome. NCBI's taxonomy places the organism in Eukaryota, Metazoa, Chordata, Aves, Charadriiformes, Scolopacidae. Bases 30 to 695 code for a protein of 221 amino acids. Gene Ontology annotation, biological process: nucleosome assembly. The transcript has 2 exons.
CCCCGAUCCGUGGACGAACGGCUGCCACCAUGUCGGAGACCGCGCCCGUUGCCGCUCCCGCUGUCUCUGCUCCCGCCGCCAAGGCCGCCGCCAAGAAGCCGAAGAAGGCGGCGGGCGCCGCCAAAGCCCGCAAACCCGCCGGCCCCAGCGUCACCGAGCUGAUCACCAAGGCCGUCUCCGCCUCCAAGGAGCGCAAGGGGCUCUCCCUCGCCGCCCUCAAGAAGGCGCUGGCCGCCGGCGGCUACGAUGUGGAGAAGAACAACAGCCGCAUCAAGCUGGGGCUCAAGAGCCUGGUCAGCAAGGGCACCCUGGUGCAGACCAAGGGCACCGGCGCCUCCGGCUCUUUCCGCCUCAGCAAGAAGCCCGGAGAAGUGAAGGAGAAGGCUCCUAAGAAGCGGGCGACCGCGGCCAAGCCCAAGAAGCCGGCGGCCAAGAAGCCCGCCAGCGCCGCCAAGAAGCCCAAGAAGGCGGUGACAGCGAAGAAGAGCCCCAAGAAAGCCAAGAAGCCGGCGGCCGCCGCGGCCAAGAAAGCGGCCAAGAGCCCCAAGAAGGCGACCAAGGCUGCCAAGCCCAAGAAGGCGGCAGCGGCCAAGAGCCCGGCGAAAGCGAAGGCGGUGAAGCCCAAAGCAGCCAAGCCCAAGGCGGCCAAGCCCAAAGCGGCCAAGGCGAAGAAGGCGGCGCCCAAGAAGAAGUAGACCCCCGGGGGAGAAAACUCUUGCUCUGCGCUUAAACCCAACGGCUCUUUUAAGAGCCACCCACCUUUUCUCAAAAAGAGAUGAAAUAAAUUGGGGUGUUUUUUUUUUUUAAAUAUAUGUAUUGUGGAUAAAUGGUAGAAAUUGUUCUAGAGCUUUCAA